GCACUCACCCCAUCGCCCGACACUAUCCCAUGGCGGUUAAGCCCAAAACCGCCACCUCCGCUUGCCUCGCCGCCGCCGCCGCCGCCCAUGGAGACCUUCAAAUCGCCGGCGCGGCCCUUCUCGCCGCCGCGGGAGCCCUCCGCGGCGACGGUGCUGCUGUGCCCUUGCGUGGUGUUCCUCCUCCUCGCCCUCAUCGCCACCUCCAUCGCCCUCACGGUCCACUUCCGCCUCUACUGCCACUCCCCUGCCGGCCACCUCAUUUCCCCCCACAAUUGCCCGCGGCACACCUGAACUCUAGCGCAGACAGCAUCUGGGGCGAGGGAUCAGGCGCGGGCCUGCUCCGCAGCCGCGCACUGCCUGCAAUUUCUGCGAGAUCCCGUUCCCUCCUUGCCGCGUCUCCGGCAUGGGGUCGCAGCGCGCUGUUCCGUUUCGCUGGGUCGAGAUGCCUCUCAACCUCCACUUCCUCCGCCUCUGAAGACGAGGACUUGCCGUCGCAGGCGCCGUCGAGCGACCCAGAGCACUUGGGCCGCGUCUGCGCCGCCAUCGCGGACGUCAUCGCCGCUGGCGCCGACGCGAACCUGGAGGCAGCGCUGUCCGCGCUGUCGCUGCCGCUCUCCGAGGCGCUCGUGCUUGCCGUCCUCGACCGCUUCAAGCACGCACACAAGCCAUCACGCCGCUUCUUCCAAUGGGCCGCCGCAUCUGGUGGGUUCGCGCACACCCCCCUCACCUACUGCAAGAUGGUGCACAUCCUUGGCAAGGCGAGGCAGUUCGAGACGAUGGUUGCACUAGUCCAAGAAAUGGGGAAGACGGGUACCCUGUGCAUGGACGCCUUCAAGAUCUCCAUUAAGUCUUUUGCCGCAGCUGGUGAGAUCAAGAAUGCAGUUGGCGUGUUCGAGAUGAUGAAGGUGCACGGAUUUGAUGAUGGGGUGGAAUCGUUCAAUUGCUUGCUAGUCGCUUUGGCCCAGGAGGGGCUGGGGAAGGAGGCUGCGCAGGUGUUCGGCAGAAUGCGUGAUCGGUACACUCCGGACCUGCGCACAUAUACAGCGCUCAUGCUGGCAUGGUGCAAUGCAAGGAACCUGGUGGAGGCUGGGCGGGUUUGGAAUGAGAUGCUGGACAAGGGGAUGAAGCCAGAUGUUGUCGUGCACAACACAAUGAUUGAGGGGUUGCUUCGAGGGCAGAGGCGGCCCGAGGCUGUGAAGAUGUUCGAGCUGAUGAAGGCGAAGGGGCCUCCCCCCAAUGUGAGGACUUACACAAUGCUGAUUCGAGACCAUUGUAAGCGGGGAAAGAUGGACAUGGCCAUGCGGUGCUUUGAGGAGAUGCAGGAGAGUGGGUGCCAGACGGAUGUCGCUACCUAUACGUGCUUGCUUGUGGGUUAUGGGAAUGCAAAGCGAAUGGAUAGAGUGACGGCGAUGUUGGAGGAAAUGACACGGAAGGGGUGCCCUCCUGAUGGCCGAGCGUACAAUGCGCUGAUUAAGCUGCUCACCAAUAGGAAGAUGCCAGAUGAUGCAUUAAGGAUAUACAAAAAGAUGAUAAGCAAGGGGCUUGAGCCCACAAUCCAUACAUACAACAUGAUAAUGAAAUCGUAUUUCCUUGGCGGGAGGAACUAUUUGAUGGGUUGCGCGAUGUGGGAUGAGAUGCAUCGGAAGGGGAUUUGUCCUGAUGGGAACUCGUACACAGUGUUUCUUAAUGGUCAUAUACGGCAUGGCAGGCCUGAGGAAGCAUGUAAAUUUAUCAAAGAGAUGAUUCAAAAAGGUAUGAAGGCUCCACAGAUAGACUACAACAAAUUUGCUGCAGAUUUCUCCAAAGCUGGGAAGCCAGACAUAUUGUUUGAAUUGGCUCAGAAGGUGAAGACAGGGAAAUUUGAUGAAUUUAACGUGUUCCAUCAGUGGGGAGAGAGAAUGAGAAGUCGGGUCAAGCAAACUGUCCCUAAUCAGACUAGUGAGCAGGGACAGGACGCUGUAAGAUUAUGAUGUUUGUAAUGAUGAUUGGAAUUUUAGUGCUCCUGCUAUUUAGGAAAGAGGUGCUAUAGUUUCUCUGAUGUUGUAUAGUAACACUUCAUUAAAGAUUAUGUCUCUUCUUAGACCCAAAAUAUGCAGUAAAUAAAUGGUUAAAUAGUACUCAA
Lolium perenne is the source of this 2122-nucleotide messenger RNA. RefSeq names its product pentatricopeptide repeat-containing protein At3g62470, mitochondrial. Gene Ontology annotation, molecular function: protein binding. The record is from RefSeq and is a predicted model, not a curated record. Lineage: Eukaryota; Viridiplantae; Streptophyta; Magnoliopsida; Poales; Poaceae.